AUGGCCCCAAAAAGCAGGCGUGUGCCACAGGAGCUGCGGCAGCGCACCGAAAAGAGCUGUGACCGCUGCAAGUCGCGCAAACAAAAGUGCGGCAUGCUGCCCGGGAAGGACAAGUGCGCCCACUGCGCCAAGUAUGGCUACAACUGUCUCGUCACCAAGCCGCGCAAGCAGCGUCUGUACGGCAGCGUCGAGGCCCACACCGAGCGGCUGGUGCUGCUCGAGGGGCUCGUCAAGCAUUUUGUGCCCGACGCCGACCUCACCGGCACGGACGGCCUGAGGGAGCUGACGCGCAGUCUGGGUGUACCUCUCUUUCCCGGGGUGGCGUUAACCAGUCCACACGCAAACACAAACACAAAUAUAAACGCGCACUCGCAGCGUGCUGAGAGUGGACAGGCGCCCGCCGACGACGACACCGACAACGACGCCGUAGCCGACCCCUCUUGCACAUCUGCUGCCUCUUCCAUCCUCGUCAAGGCCAAACGGGACAACGAGAUGCUCGUGCUCGACCUGCAGGGCCAGGGCCAGUACAUCGGCCAGGCGAGCUCCUUCUUCUUCCAGGUGCGCCUCCGCGAUGCUCUCGAGACCUGGAUCGGCCGCGACGACCAUCUGAGCAGCGCCGGCUCGCCCUCGAGCAGCGCCGGCACACCCGGCCGCAUGCUGCUCUUCGGGCCCAACCCGGCCGACGACAACCGGCGCGCCAGUUUGGGUCAUCGCAGCUACCCUGGUGUCGAUGCCCUCAUGGUGUGCUUCCCACAAUCUCUCGCCGACCUGCUGCCCGGCCAUCCUCCCGCUGAACGCUGGGCCGUCACGCAGCUGCUUGUGCGCACCUUUUUCGAUCGCGUCAACAGCGAUUUCCCCGUCCUGCACGAGGCCACCUUUCUGGAGCAGCUGGGCGCCUGGUCCCGCCAUCCACACGAGACCGACCAGGCCUGGGUCUGUACGCUGUUGUGCGUUUUGAUGCUUGCCUGGCGGCUGGUGGCGCCCACGUCCGUCGCCACAUCCAUGCCAGAGGCCAUGCCGGAAUCGGCAUCUGCAGCCCCAUCCCCGACCGUCGAGCUGCACUACCUCCAGGAGACCCGCUGGUGGCACCAGGCCCAAGCUCUCCUGCCCAAAGUCUUGUUCACCUCCAGCAUGGCCUCUGUCCAGGCCCUCAUGCUCACCGCCCUCCACCUGCACAACAACAACUCCCGUGACGUUUGCUGGACGCUGACGGGCGCCGCUGUGCGUAUCGGGUUUGCCAUUGGCCUGCACCGCGACGACGUCGUCGAGCCGGCCGAGCAUGCAUCGGCAGCAGCGGCAUCGCCCACUGCCACUGCCACAAACACAGCCACCCCCGUCACCCGCGAGCUGCGCAAGCGCGUCUGGUGGACGCUCUAUGCGUUCGAGCAGCUGCAGGUCUCGUCCCACGACCGGCCCAGCGCCAUUGACUGCACAAAACACUUGCUGGCUGGCGCGCCCCGCGAGACCAUCCUCGGCAUGGGCGCCCACAACCCGCCCGAGUAUGUCGUGUGGUCCAACCGCCUCGUCACCUUGCUGGGCGCGGCUUGCCGCAGCCUGCCGCCGGAGGGUGCCGAUUGUGGGAGGGACAAGAAGAACCGCCACCCUCGCGUCCAACUCGGCCCCUUGUCGCCCGCGGCUGGCCUCCUGCACGACCUCGACCGCUGGCAAUCCACCUUGCCGCGCCACCUCUCGGCCGACCUCAUCGGUGCCAUGCCCCCCUCCUUCCAGCGGCCACUCUUGCUUCUGCACGUCCAGUACAGCCACGUCUCCGCCCUCGUGUCGCGGCAUGCCCUGCUGGCGCGCUUUGCCGCUGCAUCCAAGCGUGUGCCGCUAGCCGAGCCCGUCCGUGUCAUGGCUGAUGUGUGUGUACAGGCAGGGCGCCUGUCGUGCGAUUUGCUGCUGCAACUCGAUGCCGUGGGUUGUUUCAAUGCCCUGACCUGGAUGGAUGUGUACUAUUUGUAUUCGUCGGUGUUGAUCGUCGUGUUGGCGUUUGUUUGUGAGGAGGCAGAGGGCAGCCAGCCGACGGCGCGUCAAACAAAAGAGACGGCAUCGACGACUACCUCGACUACACCGCCACCAACGGCAUCGGACCUCCGCCAACUGCUCGGUCGCUGCAAGACUCUCGCCGCCAAGCACCUCGCUAACCCCGUCGUCCCCGGCACCAUGCGCCGCUGGCUGACCGUUGUGGGUGAGCUCGACGCCAUGGCCAGCUACUUUGCCAGACAGAGGGGCUCCGCCAACGGGGAUGGCCGUGUUCCCACGGAACAGGGACACCCCGACGAGUCUGCCACGGGCGACGCACUGCCGAACCCUCCUCUUAUGACACCCUCGCCUGACAGCAACAGCGGCGGCGUCGGCAACACGUCGGACAAUGACGUCGAAGAAGUCCCGCGGCCCGUCUACGACGAACACGAAAGCGAUUACAGAGCGUACAAUCGACGCAGCACGCGGCAUCGGCCACGGCAAACGACGCGGUCACAGCACACUGACCGCCACAGCAGCUCCCACAACCGCCGCAGUGGCCGUAUCAACAGCAACAACAACAACAGCAGCAGCAACAACCACAACCACAACCCCAACCACAACAUGCGCUACACCCAGUCCGCCCUCCUGUCCCAACCACUGUCCUUGGCUGGCGACGCCGACUACGCCAGUCGCCAGUUGAUGAUGAUUGCCACCUCGUCGCGCCACCAUCCCAUGGACGCCAUGGACGCCAUGGACGCCGUCGACACCAUGGACACGGUCAACACCAUCAACACGCUCGACACCAUGGGUAUGCCCCUGGACCUGCCCGCCGCCGCCGACAGCACCGCCACGUUCUUCUCGCACGCCGACGGGAGCACAGCGGCUGCCACGGCUGCCACCACAGCCCUGCUCGACGGCGCCGCCACGGACGACUACGGACCCUUCCAGGCGGCCGCCGAUGCCGCGACCGAGACCGGCUUGUGGCACGAGAUGCACUGGGAGGGCAUUAGUGAUUUGUUAUUGGGCGUCGACUCCCGCUCCUGGGGAGCGUAA
Sporothrix brasiliensis 5110 is the source of this 3018-nucleotide messenger RNA. RefSeq names its product c6 zinc finger domain containing protein. Gene Ontology annotation, molecular function: DNA binding; zinc ion binding; DNA-binding transcription factor activity, RNA polymerase II-specific. The record is from RefSeq and is a predicted model, not a curated record. Lineage: Eukaryota; Fungi; Ascomycota; Sordariomycetes; Ophiostomatales; Ophiostomataceae. The transcript has a single exon. Gene Ontology annotation, biological process: DNA-templated transcription; regulation of DNA-templated transcription. The coding region runs from base 1 to 3018 and encodes 1005 amino acids.